AUGCCGGUCUUCGUUCGAACCGUGGGGACUUCACUCAUCACUGCCAUCCCCUUUAGCCUCCUCGUUCCAGCCAGGACACACCAGUUCGAGAGAGGACGUCGGGACCUGGAGGAGCCAUUUCAAGAGGACGACAAUUCUUCGCCGGACCUCACCUAUCUCCAGCGUCGAGACCUGCCUGAGCUACGAUAUCAGAUAAAACGGCAUUGCCCCAAAGCCGUGCAGUUUCCAAGGACGGAAGUAAACGAGCCUCGGGGAAAAGGAGGGAAAAGUCACGGAUCCAAGGAACCCUCACCAGCCCCGAGCGAUUCACAUCCGCCCCUUCCUCAGUCAGCUGUUGGGCUGCCUCAUGGGGGACUUCAGUCAUCACUUCCAUCCCCUUUAGCCACCCCGUUCCAGCCAGGACACACCAGGUUUGGUGAAGAUUCCUUCGAUCUGCUAUUCGAGAGAGGACGUCGGGACCUGGAGGAGCCAUUUCAAGAGGACGACAAUUCUUCGCCGGACCUCACCUAUCUCCAGCGUCGAGGGGGACUUCACUCAUCACUUCCAUCCCCUUUAGCCACCCCGUUCCAGCCAGGACACACCAGGUUUGGUGUUCGGGACCUGGAGGAGCCAUUUCAAGAGGACGACAAUUCUUCGCCGGACCUCACCUAUCUCCAGCGUCGAGGUUUCAUUUAA
This is a messenger RNA of Darwinula stevensoni, 675 nucleotides long. NCBI's taxonomy places the organism in Eukaryota, Metazoa, Arthropoda, Ostracoda, Podocopida, Darwinulidae. The record is from the annotation of a GenBank genome assembly.